Paramuricea clavata is the source of this 564-nucleotide messenger RNA. Lineage: Eukaryota; Metazoa; Cnidaria; Anthozoa; Malacalcyonacea; Plexauridae. The record is from the annotation of a GenBank genome assembly.
GAACUUGAUACUGUCAUGCUCUGGGUGGCCUUUACAUUGGCCUUCUUCGGUUUCUUACGAGUUAGCAAAUUUACCUACUCAAGCACAAAGACUUUUCUCGCCGUUAAAAACGUUGCUUUUAAUCCUACCAUCAAAAAUCCCGAAUCUCUACACAUACGCAUAAAGCAAUCCGAUCCGUUUCGCCAAGGAACUACUCUGGCUAUUGCAAAAAGUCACUGGUCAGUGUGUGCUGUCAUCGCCUUACGGGAGUAUCUACUGCAACGAAACCCAACAAACACUGAUGAACCGUUAUUUAUGCUGCAGAACGGUGAACCACUCACCAGAACUAUACUUAGUGCUAAUCUAAGAGAACUCUUGAAUAUUUUAGGCUAUAUAGAAAACGAAUAUGCUCCGCAUAGUUUUAGAAUCGGAGCAGCUACAACUGCUGCGGCAGCGAACUUACCACCAUGGUUAAUUAAAACUCUAGGUCGAUGGCGUUCAGACUGUUACGAACUGUAUAUUCGUACACCAGGAACAAUAAUUAACUCAGUUCCUCAAAAACUAGCUUCAGUACUUAAUCCUUAA